AUGACCGAUCCCUGGAUGAACAGCUUCCCCCGCACAACUUCCAGGGUCAUGGAUGAGAUGGACUCCAUCUUGGGAUUCAGCCUUUCUCGCAUUAUUUCCGAAGGACCGAACUCACAACUGCAUCAAACCGAGAAUGCGCAGCCUGCAGUAAUGGCUGUCUCUGUUCUCAUUCUUCGCAUUCUUGAAGAGAAUUUUGGAUUUAAUAUUCGUUCAAGAGUAGAUGUCACUCUUGGACACAGCCUGGGAGAGUUUGCAGCCUUGGUCGCCGCCGGUCAUCUGACUUUUGCCGAUGCUCUUCGUUUAGUGCGCAGUCGGGCCGAAGUGAUGGCCCAAUGUACGCAACAGUUGGUUGCGCGAUCCGGUGAAAGGUGCGGCAUGGUAGCGCUUAUAUGCCAGCCGGAACACCUGGAGUUACUACUAAAGACUAUUCAACAAUUCCUCGGUCUGGGGACUUCCCGUCUUGAAGAUAGUAGCACAUCUACGCCACCCAUACAGCAUGUGAUGGUGGCAAAUAUCAACUCUCCAAACCAAAUUGUCCUCAGUGGCAGUCUCGAAAAAAUACAAACACUGAUUAUACAACUCCGCCAGUUUGGAGGACAUGACCCUCGUGCGGUGAGGCUGAGAAGCGAUAGCCCAUUCCACAGUCCUGUGAUGGUUCCUGCAGCAGAAUAUAUGAGGGCUGCAAUGGAUCAUGUAGACAUCAAAUUCCCAGGCAUGUUGCCUUGCAUUUCCAACGUUUCUGCACGGCCAUUUCACUCCAAGGAGGAUCUAAAGAAUUUGUUGUCGCGGCAAUGCACUGAUACGGUAAGAUGGUGGGAUAGCAUCCGAUAUCUCCACCAACAACGAGGAGUGAGACGUUGGAUAGGUAUUGGUCCUGGUAAAGUGGGUCGUAAUCUCGUUGGAAAAGAAGUUGGAAGAGUUGACGUUAAGGGAGGCGGCGUUUGGGCUAUCUCUGAUCCAAGGGAAAUGGAGGAAGCCUUACUUGGGUUAGAUCACACUGAGCCGAAUGCUCCAGAAAGUCGGUUACAAUAUCUAUAG
Penicillium taxi is the source of this 1038-nucleotide messenger RNA. RefSeq names its product ACP S-malonyltransferase. Gene Ontology annotation, cellular component: mitochondrion. NCBI's taxonomy places the organism in Eukaryota, Fungi, Ascomycota, Eurotiomycetes, Eurotiales, Aspergillaceae. The coding region runs from base 1 to 1038 and encodes 345 amino acids. Gene Ontology annotation, molecular function: [acyl-carrier-protein] S-malonyltransferase activity. Gene Ontology annotation, biological process: fatty acid biosynthetic process. The record is from RefSeq and is a predicted model, not a curated record. The transcript has a single exon.